GCUGGUGGUCCAGUGAAGAAAGGGAAACCGGCUUCAGCAGGUGGAGUAGGAAAUACUGGAACAAAAGCCAAAAAGGGAACUGAAGUAAAAGAAAUAUUUGAGCCAGAACUCUCAAUAGAGAUGUGUGAGGAGAAGGCUUCGGCUGUCCUCCCAGAAGUUUGCAUACAGCAGUUAGAUAGUGGCAAUUGGAAGGAAAGGCUGGCUUGCAUGGAAGAAUUUCAAAAGGCUGUUGAGCUGAUGGAUAAAACUGAAAUGCCUUGCCAGGCUCUAGUAAGAAUGUUGGCAAAGAAACCUGGAUGGAAAGAGACCAACUUUCAGGUGAUGCAAAUAAAACUUCAUAUAGUUGCCUUGGUUGCGCAAAAGGGAACCUUUUCCAAAACAUCUGCACAAAUUGUCCUGGAUGGCCUUGUGGAUAAGAUUGGUGAUGUGAAAUGUGGUAGCAAUGCCAAAGAAGCACUAACAGCAAUAGCAGAAGCCUGUCAGCUGCCUUGGACUGCUGAGCAGGUUAUGUCCAUGGCGUUCUCCCAGAAGAAUCCAAAGAACCAAUCAGAAACUUUAAACUGGCUCUCAAAUGCAAUUAAAGAGUUUGGGUUUACUGGAUUGAACGUGAAAGCAUUUAUCAGCAAUGUUAGAACAGCUCUUGCCGCUACAAAUCCCGCUGUGAGGACAUCCGCCAUAACCUUACUAGGAGUCAUGUUUCUGUAUGUUGGUCCCCCUUUACGAAUGUUCUUUGAGGAUGAGAAGCCUGCUCUUCUUUCCCAAAUAGAUGCAGAGUUUGAAAAAAUGCAAGGACAAACACCAACCGCUGCAACUCGAGGCAAUACAAGGCACACUAUUGGCAAUGAUGAUGGUGAGGAAGGAGAAGAACAGGAGGAUUCAGGGAAUGAUGUUGUGGACCUCUUGCCUAGAGCUGACAUCAG
Molecule: messenger RNA, 920 nt
Organism: Protobothrops mucrosquamatus (brown spotted pit viper)
Lineage: Eukaryota; Metazoa; Chordata; Lepidosauria; Squamata; Viperidae
Product: cytoskeleton-associated protein 5-like
Exons: 8
Biological process (GO): establishment or maintenance of microtubule cytoskeleton polarity; microtubule polymerization; mitotic spindle organization
Cellular component (GO): spindle pole; centrosome; microtubule plus-end
Molecular function (GO): microtubule plus end polymerase activity; microtubule plus-end binding
Source: RefSeq, a predicted model, not a curated record